GUUAAAUUAUGUAGGAACAUAAAUCUAAUUUUAAAGAAAAAAAAAAUUGUACUCUAUUCCAUCCCUUUCCAAGGAGAGGAGGAUAUGAAAAUAUUUAUUUUUUGAAAAUAAUUUCAACAAAAAAGUUAUAUUAAAAUAUUUUGGGUUUAGAGUCUUAAAUAUAAGAUCAUUGCAAGGACGAAUAUCGUUUCGAUUGUAUGAUUCUUAUAAAAUUUCAAAGACAGAUCAGAAUCUAAAUGUAUCUCCCCUUAAAAAAAAAUAAAAAAAUAAAAAAGAGCCACAAGGACAGGGUGAGAAUUAAUCCUAGGACCUCCUAAAAUCGAGAGGGAAGCUCUAUUACUAGUGUGUUUACUGUUUAGUAGUUAUUCUUACCAUUAAAAAACAAUACGAGUAUAAAAUUGGAGUAUUGAAUUGGGCCAAAUCGAAUAAUGAUAUGGGUCCAACCCAUUUAUCAAGCUUUAUGGUUUUUCAUUUUUUUUUUAAAUUUUUAUCUUCAGACGGGAAGCUCAACAUAUCAAAGUGAAGCAUUAACAAUGGCAUUUCUCUCCAUUUGAGUAAUCCUUGCAAUUUCUUGCCAAUUCUCUGUUACAGAAAUAUAUAAAUCUGAAAGAAGAUGGCUUGUAGCAUAUCGUCUUGUGCAUUUCUGGUAUCAUCAGACUUGUUUCGACCUCGAAUGAACAAACCCAAUUCACUUUCAUGGUCUUCUUCAAUGCCCCAAUUGAAUCUCUCACUCAAUUCCAGGUCUAAUUUGUCAAAUUCCUUUCCCAAACAGGACUUUGUCGUUCAAGCCGCAUGGACAAGAAGAUCUCGGGGAGAACCAAAGAAAACCGGGAGGAAAUCAUGGAAACAGCGAACUGAUAUGUAUUUAAGACCUUUUCUGCUGAAUGUUUACUUUUCAAAGCGGUUCAUUCAUGCCAAAGUGAUGCACCGUGGAACCAGCAAAGUGAUUUCUGUUGCCACCACUAAUGCCAAGGAUCUAAGAACUACCUUGCCAUCUCUAAUUGAUAAUAAUGCCUGUAGAGUGGUGGGUAAGCUCAUUGCUGAGCGAUCAAAAGAUGCCGAUGUAUAUGCUUUGGCCUAUGAGCCUAGGAAAGAUGAGCGUAUUGAGGGCAAGCUUGGUAUUGUCUUGGACACCAUAAAAGAAAACGGGAUCAUAUUUGUAAACUAAAAUAAUUUCAAUUUUUUAGUUAUGAUGUAGAGCAAAAUUAUGUGCUUGAUGGUUUCUUGCUUGAGUUAAUUGGUAUUUUAUAAUUUUCAAUUA
Molecule: messenger RNA, 1261 nt
Organism: Chenopodium quinoa (quinoa)
Lineage: Eukaryota; Viridiplantae; Streptophyta; Magnoliopsida; Caryophyllales; Amaranthaceae
Product: 50S ribosomal protein L18-like
Exons: 3
Coding region: 614-1168 (184 amino acids)
Biological process (GO): translation
Cellular component (GO): ribosome
Molecular function (GO): 5S rRNA binding; structural constituent of ribosome
Source: RefSeq, a predicted model, not a curated record